Molecule: messenger RNA, 1966 nt
Organism: Teleopsis dalmanni
Lineage: Eukaryota; Metazoa; Arthropoda; Insecta; Diptera; Diopsidae
Gene: Pal1
Product: peptidyl-alpha-hydroxyglycine alpha-amidating lyase 1
Exons: 7
Coding region: 153-1814 (553 amino acids)
Biological process (GO): peptide metabolic process
Cellular component (GO): membrane; extracellular region
Molecular function (GO): catalytic activity; protein binding
Source: RefSeq, a predicted model, not a curated record
CAUGCCAGCUGACAUUUUUGUUAUGCCACGAAUUGGCUGAUGUUUGAUGCAGAAAAGUUUGUUUGGUGAAGUGUCUAAUUCAAUUGAUAAUAUAGCAGUAGCUAUUUUUGUUAAGAAAAUAUAGAGCAAUUUGUACUUAAACUGUUAAAAAUAUGUUGGCUGGAUAUACCUGGUUCCUGUUUAGUGUUUUUUGUAUUAUAACUGCCAGGACAAAUGAGCAUCCUAGUCCGCAAAGAUAUCUUCCACUUGCUCCAGAUGAGGAAACACGUAAUGUAAAUAAACGCUUUCAACAAAUUAUGCAGGGGAGUAGUGCCGAUGUGACUUGGCCGCAAGCCUUAAAGCUUAAAUCAGAGAAGAUAAACGUAAAAGAAGAAAUUGCAAAACUAAACACUUCUUAUGUACACCAAAGUUCCUGGCCUGAAACAAAUAUACAUCUUGGUUCUGUAACUGCUGUAAGUUUUGAUAAGGAAGGUAACGUAGUUAUAUUCCACCGAGUCGAUCGUGUUUGGGAUCAGGACACUUUCGACAAUGCAAAUAUAUUUCAACAAAAGCGUAAAGGCCCUAUAAUAAAUAGCACUGUUUUAGCAUUUGAUAGACAAAGUGGAAAAUUAGUCUAUGAAUGGGGACGGAAAUUAUUUUAUAUGCCACAUGGACUAACAGUUGAUCAUGAGAAUAACGUUUGGGUAACUGAUGUAGCAUUACAUCAAGUUUUUAAAUUUGGACCAGCCGGUUCAAAUGAUAAACCCUUAAUGAUUUUAGGAACAGCUUUUACACCCGGUAAUGGUAAUUCGAAAUUUUGCAAACCCACCUCAGUUGCUGUAUUAGAAAAUGGUGAUUUCUUUGUUGCGGAUGGUUAUUGUAACGCACGCAUACUUAAAUAUGCGCCAAAUGGUGAAAUGAUAAAUAAAUGGGGUCAAAAUUCGUUUGCAGGUGAUUCGUAUGAGUUCGCUCCUAAGAACUUUUUUGCAAUACCACAUGCGCUCACAUUAGUGCCAGAACAAGAACUAAUCUGUACUGCUGAUAGAGAAAACGGUCGUGUACAGUGUUUCUUUUGGGUAAAUGGAACAUUUCACUCACAAUAUCAUAAUCAAAUUAUUGGUGAUCGUCUAUUUAGUAUGGAUUAUACACCAGCUAAUGGUGGCCAAUUAGUUAUUGUUAAUGGACCCACUGCAGAAUUGGGUAUGAAUCCAAAUCACUACAAUGAAGUACGCGGCUAUAUAAUGAAUAUGAAAACAAAAGAUGUUGUAUCUAAAUUUGGACCAUAUAAUAAUUCACAAUUCGAAAAUCCGCAUGAUGUAGCAGUCACUAAAGAUGGCAACGAAAUCUAUGUUGCGGAAUUAAAUCCAACGCGUAUACAUAAAUUUGUACACACAACUGCUGCAAAUACAGCUUCAAUGUCUGUGUCUAAGAAACCUACAGCAACAACCGGUGUUGGGCCAGAAUAUGAAAUUGCAAAAGCUGCAUUUAAAACCACAAACGCAACAAAUGAAAACACUACAUUGCCAAAUAAAGCAGGUAGACAUCCUAGCGGUACUGCAAUUUUAGUAGCGAGCCUAAUGCUACUAUUUACUUUAUUCACAUUUGGGCUGGCACUUCUAAUUGCUCGCCGACGUAAACGAGGUUGUUUACCAUUCGGUGUGAAAAAUCGACGACAUGCUUGGGAUUUCCCUGCAAAGUCGGAAGGUUUUAAAUUGGGCGGUUUACUUUUAGAUCGAAGUAAACACAAUGGUUUUGAAAAACUUAAUCAAAACGCUAGCGAUGAAGAGAACGAAACUACCACAACAAGCAUACUAACAAGUGCGCAAUUUGCUUAAAAAAAUAUUAGUAAUUAAAAUAAAUUUAAAUAGAUAUUUAAGUAAUAUGAAGAAUACGAAACAUAAUUUCAAAAUGUUAAAAAGGACCAACGCCGCAAGUAUUUUUUUGAAAAUUUUUUCGUUAAAACAAUCAUAAUCCAACUCAGGUUUAA